GCAGCACCUCGGUUCGUCUCUCUUCUCUCUGGAAACAUGAAGAUUGAUUUUGCCCCUCUGGAUACCCCGCUCCACAGGAGGCUGCAGACAGCCGCGGUGCUGCAGUGGGUCUACUCCUUCCUGGCCCUGGCACCCACCUGCAUCGUGCUCUUCUUCUACCUGCUCUUCACUCGUUUCUGGCUCAUCAGCGUGCUCUACGUGGUCUGGUGGUACAUCGACUAUGACACUCCAGCACGAGGAGGCCGCAGGGUACCCUACCUGUGUGGUCUCAAACUCUGGGACUACAUGCGGGAUUACUUCCCCAUCAAGAUGAUAAAAACUGCUGACCUGGACCCUAAGCACAACUACGUCCUGGGUUUCCAUCCUCAUGGUGUUUUGGUGGCAGGUGCUUUCACCAACUUCUGCACGUAUGCCACGGGUGUCAGACAGCUGUUCCCUGGACUCACCACCUACCUGCUCAUGCUGCCCCUCUGGUUCAGAGCCCCCUUCUUCAGAGACUACAUCAUGUGUGCAGGUCUGAUUCCUUCAGAUAAAGACAGUGCCAUUUAUCCACUGUCUAAAAGCAAAGGAGGAAACGCUGUCGUCAUAGCUGUUGGAGGAGCCCCUGAGGCUCUGGAUGCUCAUCCCGGUACCUUCAAUGUCCUCCUGGCCCAGAAGAAAGGCUUCAUCAAAAUGGCCAUGGAGCACGGGGCUCAUCUGGUGCCGGUCUUUUCCUUUGGGGAGAAUGAAGUGUUUGAUCAGGUUGAAAACCCACGAGGCACCUGGCUGAGAUGGACACAGGAGAGGCUGCAAAGCGUCAUGGGUAUUUCGCUACCUCUCUUCCAUGCACGUGGUGUGUUCCAGUACACAUUUGGUUUGAUGCCCUACCGGAAACCUAUCCACACAGUAGUUGGGCGGCCGAUCAGGGUGGAGAAGAACCCGAAGCCAACAGCAGAGGAACUGGAUGCCCUCCAUCAGCUCUACAUGGACGAACUCAGCAACCUGUUUGAUGAGCACAAAGAGAACUAUGGCGUGGACAAAGACACGCACCUGAACUUUGUCUGACGUGACUGACUCAUGAUGGGGGGAUUCAAUGCAUAUUUAUUUGUAAAGCUGUGGUGCUGCAGGCUCAUGUAAUUUACCUUCUGAUUAGCUCUGUAAGCCUCAGUCUGCUCUCAACACAGUCUGUUUGUUCAAGAGAAUAAACUCAACAUCCUGCUGUC
Messenger RNA from Cheilinus undulatus (humphead wrasse), 1202 nucleotides. RefSeq names its product monoacylglycerol O-acyltransferase 2 (gene mogat2). The coding region runs from base 37 to 1044 and encodes 335 amino acids. The transcript is spliced from 6 exons. The record is from RefSeq and is a predicted model, not a curated record. Gene Ontology annotation, cellular component: endoplasmic reticulum membrane. Gene Ontology annotation, biological process: diacylglycerol biosynthetic process; triglyceride biosynthetic process. Gene Ontology annotation, molecular function: 2-acylglycerol O-acyltransferase activity; diacylglycerol O-acyltransferase activity. Lineage: Eukaryota; Metazoa; Chordata; Actinopteri; Labriformes; Labridae.